This is a messenger RNA of Patella vulgata (common limpet), 5032 nucleotides long. Its product is annotated as toll-like receptor 4. Gene Ontology annotation, biological process: toll-like receptor signaling pathway; immune response. The transcript is spliced from 3 exons. The record is from RefSeq and is a predicted model, not a curated record. Gene Ontology annotation, cellular component: membrane. Gene Ontology annotation, molecular function: transmembrane signaling receptor activity. Lineage: Eukaryota; Metazoa; Mollusca; Gastropoda; Patellidae. Bases 1434 to 3659 code for a protein of 741 amino acids.
UCGCUUGCGCGUAGGGGUCUUUAGCAGUGGGAGGAAACCGGAGCACCCGGAGAAAACCCACGAGGUUGGACAGGCGACCCUACUCCUUGUCACGUACAACCGGGGAUUGGAAACCACGCCAAUUGACUCAAUGACAGGCCUUAUGAUACAGCACGCACGUGCUAACCAUUCGACCAUCCAACCCCCCCUUACCUAGUAAAGAGGGUACUCUUUAAAAGUAGAGAGAGAGAAAUGGGGUUUAACGUCCAAUCGACACAAACUAGGUCAUUUCGGGACUAUGGCUUCGACCCUUAGCUUGUAUAUGAUAAGGAGAAGGGGUUGUGACAAAGGAUCUAACCCAUGUGCUUUAGAUCAUAAGAUCUGGUAUAUGGGGAAAAGAGACGACGUUUCGAUUAGAUUCGAUUCCUAACUUGUACGUGACACGGAGUAUGGUCGUCUGUCUUAACUCGUGGGUUUUCUCCCGGUCCUUCGGUUUGACCCCACUGCUUAAGACAACUAUGGGUCAUUCCAUGUCAAGUCGGUCAAUUUUCAGAAACUUGGGUAAUCGACCCUCUCGGAAAGAUCUGAAAAAAUAUAUGUUAUUGUACAUUCAAAAACUACAAACUGCAAAAUUUGUGGUCUGUAGCUUAAAAAUUGGCUGAAUGGACGUUAACCCCUUCUCUACCUGUCUCGGUUUCUCUCUCUCUCUUUCUCUCUCUCCCUUGCUCUCUCUCUCUCUCUCUAAUUGUUAUUAUGUGAAUUAACCCCUUCUCUACCUGUCUUGGUCUCUCUCUCUCUCUCUCUCUCUCUCUCUCGACAACAUGUCUCUUUAACUUAUAACGCCACUGUCGUGAAUGACGGAUGUUGACAUGAUUAUCGUAUCAACGAGUACCGAGAAAGAGAUGAUAUCAUUCCAUUCACAACAGGACAUAUACUUUUACUGUAGGACAGCUGGGAUCCUUAUAUCGGCUAUGUUAUGUUUCUUACCGAAAAUAUCAAAAUACAGGGGAAAUUUAUGUGAAACCAUAGACGAAAACUUCGUCGUAAAUAACAUAUGUGAAUGAUACCAACGUGUUUGUAGAAAGAGCCACGCUUAUAGCGGAAGUAUUUAUUGAAGACCUUAUGAUAUGUACAACGUUUUGUAGAAAGAAUCAACCGUGAAAAGACAGUGUAAAAAACUUCGACGUAAAGAACGCGUGAAUGAAUCAACGUAUUAAAGAAAAAUAAUUUCAAAAUUAGAGACCAGAUUUGUUGAAGGAUUGUUUAGGUGUGAUGACUAGACUUGACUUGGUUAACUUAUCAACAUAACUGAGUUUAGAUAACUGGCCAUGUGACGUCACAGACAAGUACAGGUUGCGUAACAGAUAGGAGAAACUUGAAAUAAUAUGAAGAAAAUUACAAAGUGCCUGGAUGAUAUAUUAACCUCAUAAUUGUCAUGGAUAUGAGCGAAAAAAAUGAAUGACGUCAUCAUAUCGACUUCAGUUGUUUAUUUAAUACUUUGGUGUAAUAUUAUAGUGUUUGGUUGCCCUGACAACUGUGAUUGUUCACAGACAGGUCAUAGUGGACGAAUUCUUGUUAAUUGUACAGAUAAAAAAUUAACUACAUUCCCAACUAGUCUUCCCAACGAUACAGAACAAAUAGUUUUUGUUAAUAACCCGGAUCUGGCUUGGCCUUCACGUGUGAUUAAUGAUUCAUCAUGGAGUAUUGUGACGUCAAUGGUUUUUGAAAACAAUCGUCCAUUGAGGAACUUGACAAUCGAGAAUAUAUCUUGGUUAACCAGACUGAAAUCGCUCACUAUUCGCAGAUCUCAAUUAGUGUGGAUAGAGGAUUCUUUAUUUGGAUCGUUACCCAAUCUGGAACAUAUCGACUUAAGUAUUAAUCCAGGAUUAGAAUAUGACGUCAUUUUUGGCGCUUUUAAUAGUUCAAACAUGUAUCUAGAAAACCUGAACAUAAGUAUGUGCAAUAAUUUACCGAAACAAACAAUAUUACAACAAAAGCACCUGCAAAAACUGUCUCGAACGCCUAUAAAGGUUCUAGACAUGACAGCAACCAACCUUUUUGACAUCACUAAACCGGGACUAAGUUAUUUUCUACCCGAAAUAGAGGUGCUAAAUAUUUCCCACAAUCACUUGAAGAUUGAAUAUCGAAUAUUAUGCGACAUUGCCAACUUGAAGAAGUUAGAAAUUUUCGACAUUAGUUUCUGGAACACGCCGGAUUUAUUCUACAGGGUUGAAAGGUCAGCGGAAGUGACGUCUAGCAAUGUUAGCGGUGUGGAUUUAAAAAAUAAGCGGUGUGGAUUAAAAUGUUUUCCGCUGGCGGAGUCUCUUCGUCUUUUCUACUUUCACCAUAUCCGAUGGUCGUCGGCCGAUUCGCCCUCUAUUUCAAAAUGUAUAAGUAAAAACAGUAUGACGAAAGUCUGGCUGAAUAACAAUAAUUAUCGGAUAUUUAACGGGAGUAUCCGAGGUGGGGACCAGUUAUUGUUGAUGGAUAUGUCUCAGAAUAACAUCGAGUAUUACUCACCAGAAAUGUCCUUUUACGAACCGCUCCUGCAAGUAUUGGAUUUAAGUGACAACCAGCUACACAAAACCGAGGAUGAUCCCACUUUUACUGAUUUGGUCCAUACGAAUAAAUAUAUGCAGUAUGUGGAUUUAUCAAACAAUAGCCUCUCCACGCUUCCGUACAACAUCUUCAGUCACAGCCAACAAUUCGUAUUUGUUAAUCUGUCUCAAAAUUUACUCUGUAGCAAAUUAAAUUUAAACAUUACGUCUCCUUGGUUGCGAUUAGUGGAUCUUUCUCACAAUAAAAUAUCGUAUUUAAACGAAGAGUUACGAACUACUUUCGACAAAGUUGCGUCCUCCGCUUCAAGUGCUAGACCACCGCGGAGAUUUAAUGUCUCCGACGAAAUUCCCCCAGUUGAUUGGUCAACUUUAACCCUUGACCUAUCUGAUAAUCCGUUCCAGUGUGCCUGUGCUUUCGUCGAUUUCUUGCUCUGGAUGAAAAAUACUCAAGUGACUUUGCAUAAUGUCGAAAAUUACGAGUGUGAGUUCAAGGGGAAAAUGACGAGAAUAUCCGAAUUGAGUGUUAGUGACAUCCGACGAUUAUGUGACAUGGAACUCAAUAAUGUGCUAUUCGCUGUUCUUGUUGUGCCGUUUGUUAUUAUCAUUUUAGCCGUUUCAUAUUUUAUCGUCAGAAAAUUUCGAAGAUCAAAAGUCAGCCAAAUAGUUUGCCAAUACAAAAGCAGUGAACAACCCAAAUACGUUGCCUUUGUGUGUUAUAGCCACCACGACAGUGAAUUUGUCUUAAGUGAUCUGAGACCGGAGUUGGAAGGCCGACUAGCCAAAGAUUUAUCACGGUCCGACGGGCUUUUAUGCAUCAACGAUCGCGAUUUUUGCAUCGGAGAACCGAUCGAAGAUGCAAUCGUUCGAAGUGUUCUUGCUAGUUCAAUGGUCAUUUUGAUUGUCUCUGAAAAGUUUUUGGACAGCCAAUGGUGUAAAUUUGAAACCAAUGUUGCCUGGACAGAGAAAAAACCCAUCCUCAUGAUAUUUAGACAAAAAAUAGAAACGGACAGACUUCCACAUUUGUUGAAGAAUAUAUACAACAAGCACGUGCGUUUAUUGUGGCUAGGUGAAAGGUCAAAUUUGAUUGACACGCUUUAUAAGUCUAUGAUAAAUCAACUUUAAAUAUCAUUUUAUUAUUUUAAAUAUUCUUCAAAUUCAAAAUUUAAUUUCAAAAUGAAUCUGAAUCAAGCUAAUAAUUUCUUCUGAAUGCUCUACGACGCGAUUCCUAACCGUGCCCGUUUACGGUAUUACUACUACUAGCUGUGGUUACCAUUCGCUUCGCGAGGACACUGUGGCUAAUUGGGCAAGACGCUGGCUCGCUAGCCUGGAGGUCGGGUGUUCGUUCAGUGCAUUUGCCGAGAAAGUUCAUCCAGAUUUUCCGGCGUAGUUCCCCCUUGUCAGUGAUGCAGGACGGAGGGCCUGACAAGGGCAGCUGUCUAGUCGUUCGGAUGGUACAUUGGCGUACAGAUAGAUCCCUUCACAGUUGGAAUUCGAUAUUUGAGUAGGCCGUAUUGCCGCUAUCCGGGCAAUAUUUCCCUCAUAGUACACUGUAUGGCGUAUGCCGGUCUUCAUUUUCCCAGUUCCGAGCAGAACAGUAGGACGACAAAUCCCAUUUCAUUUCAUUUCAUACCAUCCGAUUCGACAGUAAAUUAUUAAAAAUGCAAUAACGUCCCCCUGUUUUGCACAAUUCACGCUAAUCAAAUAUUGUUAAAAUUCAAACUUAAGAUAGUAAUAUCUUCUGAGGGCUCUUCGAUUCGACCAACCUUAUUUACGUGUAUACCGGAUCUCGGUUUCUGGCUAAGCCCCCCCCCCCCCCCGCCGUUAAGUGAUGGUUAGUGAGUCAGCGCCCGGCAAACAGUAAAAAUAGAUGCACAAAGGGAGACAAAUCCAUAUUUUAAAAAUAGCAUAUGGAUGCAGACCACCAAAUAUUUUCAUUGUGUGAAUGUUAACCUUAUCCCUUUGUCCGGCGCCAACUGUUUACGAUAUUGUUGUUGGUCUGAACGCUAUCCACACAACAUAUGACAACGCCUGUCUCCAAAACCAAAAUUUAGACAACGUUAAGUUAUCAGAACGUGGAAAUGAAUUUGUGUAACAGAACAAUAAAUGAAUAACACAAACUGUAUCAUAGAUCUUGUACAGUGAUGGAUAGCUUGGGUUGAUUGACAAUCAGAUUUUGCAAACAUGCUGUUUUUACCUGAAUAAUCAAGGACUAUUUAGUGUUGUGUACAUGUGUAGUGUUUUCUGACUACUCGAAUUUGAUAAAAACGCGUUUAUUCAGAACACAGUUUAUAUAUAAAACCAUCACUUGUUUAUACACAUAAUAUAGGACGGCGUUUCCACAAAUGUUCACUUAUUACUUUUAAAUAGCAAAGAGUAAUGAAUAUUAGAUAAAACCCUCAAAGUUUUGAAUAUUCACUAAAACCUGACAGAAAAUGUAGUUUCAAACCCUUCGAUUCUACACCAAAAAGUCAACAUAAAUCGCCAUCCAAAUGAGG